AUGGAUCCAGAAGUCACUUUCAACAGGACUAGCAUUGUGACUGCCAUACAUCCCUGCUAUGAAAUAGAUAACUUUAAUUUCAUACGGACAAAGACCCCUUCCAUUAUAUGUGUAUUAUUAUAUUUUUUCCUAAUGUUAUUGUCUGUUAUCACAAUAUGUGGAAACCUUCUUGUUAUAAUCUCCGUAUUGUAUUUCCAACAGCUCCACACUCCUACUAACUACCUUAUUCUCUCUCUGGCUGUGGCUGACCUGCUUGUUGGGAUAAUAGUCUUUCCUUUCAGCAUGGCAUUCUCACUAAGCUCAUGUCUGUAUCAUGAGGGUUUAUUUUGCAAAGUACGAGGCAGUUUUGAUAUAACACUGAGCACAACUUCUAUUCUGCACCUAAGUUGUAUUGCUAUUGACAGAUAUUAUGCAGUGUGUCAGCCUCUGACCUAUAGAACUAAAAUAAACCAUUGUGUUGUUGUGAACAUGAUUGUGGUUUGCUGGGGGAGUUCCGCUCUAAUUGCAAUAAGCAUCACAAUUGCUGGAUUAAACAAUGAUAAAUGUGGGGAAAGGUGUUUGAUUGAUGUUCUCAUAGCAAACAAUAUUGGAUUUAUUUUCUCAUUUUACCUCCCAGUGAUCAUAAUGCUCUGUAUCUACCUAAAGAUUUUCCUUGCUGCACAGAAACAGGCACGCAGCAUCCAGAACACAACCUGUCAGAGCAAAAAGUCUGGAGCAACUGUCAGUAAGAAUGAGAGAAAGGCUACCAAAACUCUGGCUAUCGUUUUAGGAGUCUUUCUUUUAUGUUGGACUCCUUUAUUUCUUUGUAUCACUGUUUUGCCUUUCAGUAAUGACUCAGUGCCAGUUCCUGUGAUUGAAACACUUAACUGGUUUGCACUGUCAAACUCCAUGCUCAAUCCCUUUAUUUAUGCUUUCUUUUACAGCUGGUUCAGAUCAGCUUUUAGAAUGAUCAUUUCUGGGAAAAUAUUUAAUGGUGAUUAUACUAAUUCUAAACUUUCUUAACUUGAAUAAAUGACUGAACUAGCC
Molecule: messenger RNA, 1026 nt
Organism: Perca fluviatilis (European perch)
Lineage: Eukaryota; Metazoa; Chordata; Actinopteri; Perciformes; Percidae
Product: trace amine-associated receptor 1-like
Exons: 1
Coding region: 1-1002 (333 amino acids)
Biological process (GO): G protein-coupled receptor signaling pathway
Cellular component (GO): membrane
Molecular function (GO): trace-amine receptor activity
Source: RefSeq, a predicted model, not a curated record